This is a messenger RNA of Pipra filicauda (Wire-tailed manakin), 1574 nucleotides long. Its product is annotated as C-type lectin domain family 2 member B-like. The record is from RefSeq and is a predicted model, not a curated record. Lineage: Eukaryota; Metazoa; Chordata; Aves; Passeriformes; Pipridae. The coding region runs from base 219 to 1118 and encodes 299 amino acids. The transcript is spliced from 5 exons.
UCCUGAUGUCAAUUAAACCACACUGAGAAGCUGCUGGAGAAGAGCAAAAAACAAUUGAAAUUGUGUCAGUUGCGGAGUUUGUUUCCUAGUUUAUGACUAAACCGACCCUACCGCGAAAUCUCCCAGUCACUGAGAGCUGCCCUGUGAGGCUGCCGAGUGCAUCCACCCCACAGAGCCCAGGGAACGUCAGCCCUGGGCCCUGAGGCUUCUCUGCAAGGAUGGGGAAAGGAACCCAAAGGCCAAAUUCUUCAAGCCAAGAGGAACCACUGAACACCUGCAGUGAUCCAGAGGAACAGUGCAAAUGUGGGUCCUACAGAACCGAGUCAGACUGGAGAACAUCCCCCAAGGUGCGUGUUCUCCUCGCUCUGAGUGUGUUCCUGGGGAUCCUCAGCUUGAGCCUGGCUGGAGCACUGACUGGUGAGUCCCACCCAGAUACCCCCAUGGGGAGGAUCCCAGGACAUUCCUGGCUCCGAGGGAGGCUCCCAAAGUUGGUGACUCCCUUUUUUCCCUGCACUUUGCUCCAGGCACCUGCUCCUCGCUCAGUCACACCUUUUCCAAGAGAAUCAUCCCCAGUUUCCCUCUUCCAGCUGCUGGAAAAAAACCCCCAAGGAAUCAAUCCCAUUUUGCUGUUUUUCAGGGCUGCCCACGUGUCUGACUCAGCUUUCUGUGUUUCAGUUCUCGGUGUGAGACCCCCUUUCCCUGAGCUGGAAUUCUCCCACGUGUGCCCAGACACCUGGCCUGGUUUCCAAGGAAAAUGUUAUUAUUUUUCUGAGCCUGAGGGCAAUUGGAGCACGGGUCGGGAAAGGUGUGAGGCCCUGGGAGCUUCCCUGGCCACCAUAAGCACCAGGGAGGAACUGGCCUUCCUUCUGCGCUAUAAAGGCGAAGCAAACCACUGGAUCGGGCUGGGAAUGAGGGAUAACGGCUGGGAGUGGAUCAAUGGCACAGCCUUGAACGGCAGGUUUGAGGUGAGGGGUGGGGGGCCCUGUGGGUACCUGAACCAGGGCAGGAUCAGCUCGUCCCUGUGCCACACGGAGAAGAACUGGAUCUGCAGCCGCCCCGACAACUUCGUCCUGUGGGAGGGGAAAUUAAGAGACUCCAAACCAGGACUUUCAACCUAAAUCUCUGACCAGAUGGGGGAGCUUCACCCCAGCACUGCAACUGAAAUUUUCAGGGUGAAUCCAAAAAAUCAGGUACAAGGAACCGGUGCUAUCCCCCAUCCUUUGGACCUUUUGAGCAGCAGAAGUGUGGUUUGCACCACAGAAAACUUGCUCAAAAGGUUCGCACAAAUGCAACUGGUAUUUAUACAAUUUGCCUUAAACGCAUUUUUAUAUGAGUACGACAUUUGUGUAGCCAUAUUUAUAUGAGUAUGACAUUUAUGUAGCCAUAUUUAUAUGAGGACAACAUUUAUGUAGCCAUAUUAAUAAUAGGUGGAGAAUAGGCGGAGCUCAGGCCGGUGCUUCUCUUGGCCCUCCAUUUCAGUGGGAGGUAAAUCAGCCUUUUUUCACACUGUUUUCAGCCUUAUUUCAAGCUUUUUCUGCGGUGGCCACGGUUUGGGGGCGGUUUUGGGGUGAGAA